UGUGUGCUCUCAUCAUAGGCUUACCCAAUAUUAUGAGGUUAAGUCAUGAAAGGAAAGUAUUUCCAAGAAGUUGGUUCCAAACAUUCGUGAAUCUUCAAAUCUAUAAAUGGAAGCAAUCAAGAUGUCUGAAAUUGAAGUGGGUUUGGUCUGAAUCAAAAUUGAAAUGUAAAUAAUUGUAAUUGUAGCUUAUGCUCAGAGUCAUCCUAUAUUGAUUUAAUCGAUCCUUUUGAAGUUGGGCACAGAAUUAAAGUGUUUUAUGAAAAGCUAGAAGAGUUUGUAGCUUUCGCUGAAGAUCUUAAUUAUGGAGUUUGUCCUGUACAGUGUAGUGCCCUGGUUGUCACAAUAAAAGAGGAACUUCAAAUAAUUUUGGAGGAGUUGGAGAGAGCUAAUAGAGCUGGCGAACAUUUCAAAUAUGAAUCUUUGUUUGAAAAAGUUGUGAAUACAGAAAAUCUUUUCAUUGAAGACAAAGAAUACACUUCUGUGGUCAAGGCUUGGUUUAAAGGAACAACGCAAGCUAAACUAGAAGACCUAAGAAGCAUCGAAACUAUCAAGCUAGAACUCGAGAAAAAAAAGAUACGAGAACAAAGAAGAGUUGUUAAACAAAAGCACCAACAAGAAAUAAGUUCUCUGAAGUCUGAACUUGAACAGAAAAUAAAAUUUCUUGAAAAGGCUGAAAUUGAGAAUAAGAAUCUUACUGAAGAAGUUAAGAAAACUAAGUCAGACUUUGGGAUGAUGAAGCAAUCACUAAUCUCAAGCCUGAAUCUCUCUGAACACUCUGACUUCAGCCUCCUCAACAAAAUUAUCACUGGGGAGAACAAACAAGUCGGGUCUGAUGCCUCUCUGGAAUAUAAACUUUGAAACCCAAAACAUAUGGAACUUAUUAAAUCUUUGAACAGGAGGAUGCCUGAUAUUGAUAUACUAAAUCUGGCCAAUAUCCCCGUGGAGUGACAAGAAGUUAAGAUUUUUAUGGGCAACUGUUUUCCUAGUAAAGUUAGAUCAUUCCAUUUUAAUAGUGACUCUUGCUUAAGUUGCUCUUUGGGGUUUUAUUUGGAUGAACUGAUGGAGGUGAGUCAGAGAGUUACUGGGCAUUUGUAUAUUUAUCAGUUUGAAGUCUCCCAGGACCAACUAGUCGCCCUCUUCGCAGCUAACAGGCAUACAGAGUGCUUUGGAUUUACCCAAUGCAAGCUUGACUUAUCUUCUGUUCCUGAUUUCAGAGGAAGCCUAGCUGGAAGCACAAUGAAAGGACUGGAUUUGAAUGGCUGAAGAGACUUUUUGGGCGGAGACUGGGGAGAUCAUGGGAUGAAAUUUGAGAAUCUGAUUGCUGGGCUAGCUCAAGAGGAAGAUUUUAGAGAGAAUUUGGAGGAGAUUUAUAUGUCUGAGUGUGCAAUGGAGGAGGAUUUAGUGGAGAAGAUUUUGUCUGAUCAUGGCUUUGGGCAUGUUAAGAUUGAAGAGUAUUCAAAGUAGAUGUCACGACAGAAAUUGUGGAAAGGAGAAUCUUACUUUACCAGAUUG
Molecule: messenger RNA, 1512 nt
Organism: Moneuplotes crassus
Lineage: Eukaryota; Ciliophora; Spirotrichea; Euplotida; Euplotidae
Source: the annotation of a GenBank genome assembly